Messenger RNA from Cucurbitaria berberidis CBS 394.84, 1872 nucleotides. RefSeq lists its product as uncharacterized. The transcript is spliced from 3 exons. The record is from RefSeq and is a predicted model, not a curated record. The coding region runs from base 1 to 1872 and encodes 623 amino acids. Lineage: Eukaryota; Fungi; Ascomycota; Dothideomycetes; Pleosporales; Cucurbitariaceae.
AUGCUCUUUCGUCGCCAUUCUCCGUCCCGCCUUCAUCCCGUCACUCCCCCGACCGACCAGUAUUGCGCACAACCGCCUCCGAAAACUUCCACUCGGACACAGAAGACACUCGCGGAGAUCUUAGCCCUAUCUGCCAGUUUAACGAAACCUCUACCACAUGAACCCCGAACUAUCACCAAUCACUAUCACUUUUCGAACUCGCAACGGUCCGAUAGCUCAUCAGAGCAUCACGGGAGCCCUACGCGGGAGCCAAGAAGCAAAAAGACAGGCCACGCCACCAUUCACACUGAUGCUACGAAUAAUCAAGCGGCGUUCGAGAGCGACGCCUUCGCCGUGCACAUGCCAACCACUCGUUUGCCCAUCAUCGACCGUCCUAUUUCGCCAACAAAGUCACCUAUAGCCCAAGCCGCGGCCUAUCAGACUUACAAAGAAAAGGCACGCCAAGUGCGCGAGAGAAACAAUAGUCAAGGUGUACGGGUACCGUCAAAGAUUGUAUCUUAUGACUACGCGUCACCUACUAUUGCCGGCCACAGAGCACCUUUGAAGAGAGGUAUCGAUCCACUAAAGAGUCUACCUACGCCUGCGGGAGCUUUCCCCAUAAGCCCACCGCUGCCGCAAAUAGGGUGGAUGCGACCUGAACCAGUGUACAGAGCUCAUGCUCAAGGCCCUCGGGAUAUCACUGAGCGUCGCAAAAUGUACACACCACGCAAAGCAGUAGGACUGCCUACCAAAGUCUCUACACCGAGAACACGGUACACAUACCACUCAGAUUCAGAAGCGGGAGCUUCAUGUUCCACAUCCUCGCCCGCGUCAUCACCACGACAAGUGCCGGCUACAAUCAAGGCCCGCCUCAAGCCAAAGUUCGUGGUCCCAGAAGUAGAGCAUGUUCAAACAGAAAGUCGAUACGGGUUCUACAAUCGACCCUCUCCCACUUCCUCGCCCCGGACUUCUCGGUCUUCGAGUCCGGUCAAGUCAAUGCCGAACUUCAUGCACAGCUCAUGCGAAGGAGACUCGAUAUUCGGCUACAGAAGUAAAGUCGUCGCUGGUGCUGUGAUCGGUGGAAGCUCUACUUCUGCCACUUCCGGCAGCGACAAAGAGAAGGCGAAGAGCAGGAUAAUAGACAAGCCGAAGAAAACGACGCCACCAAAACACUCGCUCACGUCCCGAUGGCCCUGGCAUAGACCUGCAGGACCACGCGUCUACAAGCCCGUCUCCGUGCCUAUAGCAUCAAUGCCGACUGCAGUAAGGGCUAGGGCGUAUGUCGAUCCAUUCGACACACACGCCACACAGCCUACCACUCUACCGCUACGCACUCCAAUUGCGACUAGACCAGCCUCACCGCAUAGAUUCGCCCGAACAACUAUGCCAGCACCACAGGGCAAGUUCGACUCCGGCUUUGCGCAGAUCAAGAGUCUCACGCUACUCCUACUGAAGAUCGGCUUAUUCAUGUACGUUGUUGUUGCGCUAUGGUACGUCCUCGACGCCAUACGGGAGGUGUUCCACACGUUAAGCGCACCUUUUCGCGCUUUCAAAUGGGCUUGGGGGUUCGUUUGGUUCUUCUGUCUUUGGUUCGCGAGGAUUGGAAUUAUCAUGUGUGAGAAAUGGGUCUUUAAGGCUGUGCUCGAGGGGCUAACGGGCGGCUUUCAGUUUCGGCUGCAGUCAACAUUGAGCUGGGCUCUCACCAAAUGUCUCUACGGCCAUGAGGUAUCCGCACAUGACAACAACACCAACAACUUGUCAACAACACCAACUCGGGCCAGCAACCACCGAGAGCUUGUGCUGAAAGAGUCCACACUUUCCACGUUGAAUCCACAUCAACCACUUGCUCAACACAUAGUCAACAUCAAACACUCAUACCGAUCGACGACUUGA